AUGAACAUCUUGUUGGUCAAUGGAAAGGACAUAUUAUCAUCUAGUCACCACGAAGACUUGGGUUCCGAUUCCCCAGAUGGUGCUCCCUACUACGAUAUGGCUUGUUCGGAUUCCCCAGAUGGUGCUCCCUACUACGAUAUGGCUUGUUCGGAUUCCCCAGAUGGUGCUCCCUACUACGAUAUGGCUUGUUCGGAUUCCCCAGAUGGUGCUCCCUACUACGAUAUGGCUUGUUCGGAUUCCCCAGAUGGUGCUCCCUACUACGAUAUGGCUUGUUCGGAUUCCCCAGAUGGUGCUCCCUACUACGAUAUGGCUUGUUCGGAUUCCCCAGAUGGUGCUCCCUACUACGAUAUGGCUUGUUCGGAUUCCCCAGAUGGUGCUCCCUACUACGAUAUGGCUUGUUCGGAUUCCCCAGAUGGUGCUCCCUAUUACGAUAUGGCUUAA
Messenger RNA from Haliotis rubra (blacklip abalone), 441 nucleotides. Its product is annotated as nematocyst expressed protein 3-like. The transcript has a single exon. Lineage: Eukaryota; Metazoa; Mollusca; Gastropoda; Lepetellida; Haliotidae. The coding region runs from base 1 to 441 and encodes 146 amino acids. The record is from RefSeq and is a predicted model, not a curated record.